UGGAAAGCGUGCGGAGUGCGAACUUGUAAACAGCCCCAUCGUCAUGAAAGUUAAAGUAAUUUCCCGCAAUCCGGACAAUUAUUGUCGCGAAACCAAGGAUGACAUUCACAAGACGUUCCGGAACUACAAUCCAGAGCUGCACCCGUUCCAGGGAGCACGGGAAUAUGUGCGUGCGCUGAACGCAACCAAGCUGGAGCGUGUGUUUGCCAAACCGUUUGUCGGGAAUCUGGACGGCCAUAAGGAUGGCUUAGCGGUGCUGGCGAAAAACCCGCAGCAACUGUCGGUCCUCGCGAGUGGUGCUUACGAUGGAGAAGUUUGCAUUUGGGACGUCGCGAAUAAGAGGCGCAUGGUAUCGCUGGCCGCACACAGUGGCUACUGCCGGGGCAUAGCAUUCACGACUGACGGUGAGCGGAUCCUAACCGUCGGUGAUGAUAAAAACAUCAAAGUAUGGGACUACAAUCAGGACUGGGAAGAUGGGAACCGGGUGCAGAGGCCUCUAAACACCAUUCUGACGAAGGGCGUUUGUGUGGCGUUGUCGCACAGCUACGAUAGCUCGGCGUUCGCAACGAGCGGAGACACCUGCCACAUCUGGGACGAGGAACGGAAUGAGCCCCUGAAGGAGCUCAAGUGGGGCGUCGAUAUGGUGCACGAUAUCAAGUACAAUCCGAUCGAAACUUCUCUGCUGGCCGCGUGCUCAUCCGAUCGUGGCAUCAUACUGUGCGAUCAACGCGAAAAGAAGCCGCUCCGGAAACUGAUCAUGACCUUGCGUUGCAACCAGUUGGCCUGGAAUCCGAUGCGGGCGUUCAACUUUACUGUUGCCAACGAGGACGACAAUUUGUACACAUUCGACACGCGUUCGUUGAACGUGCCGAUCACGAUACACAGUGGACACGUGUCAUCGGUCACGUCUCUCGACUAUGCACCCACCGGGCGGGAAUUCACAUCCGGGAGCUACGAUAAAACGGUGCGCAUCUUCGAGGCCAACAAAGCGACCAGCAGAGAAAUCUAUCACACCAAACGGAUGCAGCACGUGACGUGCAUGGCGUGGAGCUUGGACAAUAAGUACAUCUUCUCGGGAUCCGAUGAGAUGAAUGUACGCGUCUGGAAGGCGAACGCGUCGGAAAAGCUGGGCUCACUGCAGGCCCGAGAGAAGAACGCUUUCAACUACAACGCGGCGCUGAAGGAAAAGUACGCGGCGCAUCCCAGCGUCCGGCGGAUCGCUAAGCACCGGCAGGUACCGAAAACGGUGUACAAGGAGCAAGAGAAGCUGCGCUCAGUUAAGCAGAAACAGAAGCGGAAGGAAGAGAACCUGAGACAAAACUCACGGCCGGGCAAAGUGCCGUACGUGCCGGAGCCUAAGAAAAAGAUUGUUCGAUUGGAACAUUGAACUGCACGCAUUUUGUUGCCACUAAUA
Anopheles bellator is the source of this 1414-nucleotide messenger RNA. RefSeq names its product DDB1- and CUL4-associated factor 13. Gene Ontology annotation, biological process: maturation of SSU-rRNA from tricistronic rRNA transcript (SSU-rRNA, 5.8S rRNA, LSU-rRNA). Bases 44 to 1387 code for a protein of 447 amino acids. The transcript has a single exon. Gene Ontology annotation, molecular function: protein binding. The record is from RefSeq and is a predicted model, not a curated record. NCBI's taxonomy places the organism in Eukaryota, Metazoa, Arthropoda, Insecta, Diptera, Culicidae. Gene Ontology annotation, cellular component: small-subunit processome; nucleolus.